Molecule: messenger RNA, 963 nt
Organism: Octodon degus (degu)
Lineage: Eukaryota; Metazoa; Chordata; Mammalia; Rodentia; Octodontidae
Product: olfactory receptor 7A17-like
Exons: 1
Coding region: 4-963 (319 amino acids)
Biological process (GO): G protein-coupled receptor signaling pathway
Cellular component (GO): membrane
Molecular function (GO): G protein-coupled receptor activity; olfactory receptor activity
Source: RefSeq, a predicted model, not a curated record
CACAUGGAACCAAGAAAUAACACGCAAAUUCCAGAAUUUAUUCUUCUGGGAUUUUCAGAGGCAACAGAACUACAACUUCUCAUAUUUGGACUUUUCCUCUCCAUGUAUCUGAUCACUGUGAUUGGGAACCUACUCAUCAUCUUGGCCACUAUCUCGGACUCCCACCUGCACACACCCAUGUACUUCUUCCUCUCUGUGUUAUCUCUUGUAGACAUCUGCUUCACCUCCACAAGCAUCCCAAAGAUGCUAGUGAACAUCCAAAUGCAGAGCAAGGUUAUUAGCUACACAGGCUGCAUCACCCAGAUGUGCUUUUUAUUGCUAUUUGCAGGGUUAGAUGACUUUCUCCUGGCUGUGAUGGCCUAUGACCGCUUUGUGGCCAUCUGUCACCCCUUGCACUACACAGUAAUUAUGAGCCCUCAGCUUUGCAUGUUAAUGGUUCUGGUGUCCAGUAUCAUCAGUGCCCUGCAUGCCUUGCUACAGAGCUUGAUGGUGCUACGGCUGUCUUUUUGUACAGACGUGGCAAUCCCCCACUUUAUCUGUGAACUUAAUCAAGUGGUCCAUCGUGCUUGUUCUGACACCUUUCUUAAUGAUGUGGUGAUAUACUUUGCAGCUGUCUUAUUGGCCCUUGCUCUCCUUACUGGCAUCCUUUAUUCUUACUCUAAGAUUGUUUCCUCCAUUCGUACAAUCUCUUCAUCUCAGGGGAGAUAUAAAGCAUUUUCUACCUGUGCAUCUCACCUCUCAGUUGUCUCGUUAUUCUACUGCACUUGCAUAGGUGUGUACCUUAGUUCUGCCAUGACACACAACUCACACUCAGCUGCAACAGCCUCAGUGAUGUACAUAGUGGUCACACCCAUGCUGAACCCAUUCAUCUACAGUCUGAGGAAUAAGGACAUUAAGAAUACUCUGAAAAGACUGUUUAGGAAUAAAAGAAAAGUGCCUACUGUACUGAGACUGAAAAAGUGA